CAGUAACAGAAUAAUAAACAAACUAAACUAAAACUGAACCAAUAACAGAGUAGGGGUGCGUAAUGCGCAUCGCAGUUCCAACGACGACGACGACUUCCAUGGCCGGCGACGAGAGACAAACUUCUUACCGUGUUCUGGCGGAUCGGUGUCGGACACUGGAGGAGGAACAAGCCAAGCUCAGGGAACAGUUCCGCCAACUCUUGCAGGAGAAGGAAGAGGAAGAAGAAGAAGUGGUGGUUGCAGAUUCAACGCUGCGUUUUCUUUCGGGGAACUUCUUCUCGGAUAGUCCGUACGCUAGCGUGUUGAAAUGCAUGGGACACGCCGUUCAUGUCUACAGAGCUUCCUCCGGUGAGAUCAUAUAUUGGAAUCGUUCAGCAGAAACACUGUAUGGAUGGAAAGACUAUGAAAUCAUUGGUCAAAGAGUUGCUAAGUUCCUUGUUACCGAAGAGUGUUAUGAAUCUCUGCAGAAUAUUCUAGAAAGGUUGAUCAGAGGAGUUCCAUGGUCUGGAAAGUUUCCUUUCAAGAAGAGAUCUGGUGAAGUAUUCAUAGCAAUAGUGACUAAAACUCCUCUUUAUGAGGAUGGUGAGCUUGUUGGUAUUAUCACUGUUUCUAGUGAUGCCGCUGUAUUUAACUCAAUGGAUUCAGAAAAUAGAAGUUACCAACCUGGUAACAAUGGCAAAGCUGGAGGACAGAGGAUAAAUUUCAAAAGAAUUCAGUGGCCUCCACGACCGUUGAUUGCAUCAUCUGUCUCUAAUCUGGCAUCAAAGAUUCUCCUAAAUCGGCAUCCGGAUGAUGCAUUUUCCAGGAAUACUACAACAGAUGGAGAUGAAGAAAAACACAGCAUUCAUGAAAAAGAACGUCAUUCUAGUCAUCAGAGAAGUGAAAACAGAACUUUUAGGGAGGUGUCCGAGAAGGUUAAGUCUACUAUUGCAGCCAGAGUCCUAGCCAAGCUACAAACAGGGGGAAGUGAAAAAUGUGGGAAGGAUGAUGGAAGCAUUAAAAGUAAUUGCACGAAUGAUUGUUCCGGAAGUAAGAGAGUGAAUAAUGAGGGUGAUUCUUCUGGAGGCUCAGUAGCUUUAACUCCACGCAAGGAUGGUGCUAAUGAAGAGGAUAGAGAAGACCCAUUGUUAAGAUUACACUGCAAAUUUAAUCCAAAGAAAAAGGAACAAGAAGCUAUAAAUAUGGUGAUAGAAGAUGAAAUGAAAAAGCAACAAGAAGGACUGCAAUUGCAAAGUACACGAGAAAGCACUGGCAGUAAUGGAGGCAGUAAUGGAAGUUCAUCAAGUAAGGGUGACAAUGAGUCAAACUCUAUUGUGAAGUCUGAAAUCCAUUGGGAAAACCUUCAAUUAAGAGAGGAGAUUGGUCAAGGGUCUUAUGCAGUUGUGUAUCACGGAAUAUGGAAUGGAUCGGAUGUUGCUGUCAAGGUUUACUUUGGGAAUGGAUACACAGAGGAGACCUUACAUGACUACAAAAAAGAGAUUGAUAUAAUGAAGAGACUAAGACACCCUAAUGUAUUACUUUUCAUGGGAGCAGUAUAUUCGCAGGAAAGGCUUGCCAUUGUAACAGAACUAUUACCUAGGGGAAGCCUUUUCAAAAUUCUGCACAAGAGUAAUCAGCCACUAGAUAUCAGAAGGCUUUUAAGGAUGGCUCUUGAUGUUGCUAAAGGUAUGAAUUAUCUUCAUCAUAGAAAUCCACCCAUUGUGCAUAGAGACCUAAAGUCUUCUAAUCUGCUUGUUGAUAAAAACUGGACUGUCAAGGUUGGAGACUUUGGUUUGUCAAGGUUGAAGGAUUCAACUUUAUUGACUUCAAAAGGAAGAGGCACUCCUCAAUGGAUGGCCCCUGAAGUCCUACGAAAUGAGCCUUCCAAUGAAAAGUCGGAUGUGUACAGUUUUGGUGUCAUCCUCUGGGAACUAAUGACUCAGUCCAUUCCAUGGGAAAAUUUGAAUUCCUUACAGGUGGUUGGAGUAGUAGGAUUUAUGGAUAGAAGACUUGAGCUUCCGGAAGGGCUUGAUCCCCAAGUGGCAUCAGUCAUUCGUGACUGCUGGCAAAGUGACCCAGAACAACGCCCAUCGUUUCAAGAGCUAAUACAGAGAAUGAUGUUCCUUGUUAACAAAGUAAACGCAGUGUCAAUUAGGAGAAAUUCAGAAUCAUAAACUUGUUAUGUGGUCUGGGUUUAUGAAUAGCAACUGAAAAGUCCUAGCCGAACAAAAUUGAGCGCAACAGAACAUCCUUCCUAGUUCCUUCCAAUAUGAGAGAAUUGGAAGACUUUGAGAAGAAUAGCUGGUUGAUCAUUGUGAUUCUUGUCACUCAUGUAGUUAUGGAUUCAAAGUGACUUGAGAUGAUGCUGACCAAUGACGGGCGCCUUCCAUGAAAGCCAAGAAUCGAAUUGAACCCAUCUUCAUCAUUCACAGAGAAAUGCUAAAUUCAAACUAGAACAUAGAAUGCAUAGAAUGUACAAGCUAGAACAUAGAACAUAGAAUGUACAUUCCUUACUUCGAAUGGAAUAAUUCAGAAGUUAAUGGUUGAACCUAUAAAUUAGUCAUACUAAUACAAUGUCAUGUAUUUAUUGCUAUUCAAUAUCUAAACAUUUGAGUCGAGCGUUCUAGUUGGAACGCAUGAUCCAUUUAACUACGUGAACUUUUUUGCUAGAAAUGGUUGCAUUCAUGUGAUUAUAUUCACAUGUACGUUGAAGUUAAAAGAGAUGUCCAAGUUUCACAUGUGGCUAAGGUUCAAUAAUCAAUCGAUGGGGAACUCAACAAUCCUAGUCCAAACAAAAGUUCUAGACCGCAUUAUUCUAUAUA
Arachis duranensis is the source of this 2801-nucleotide messenger RNA. RefSeq lists its product as uncharacterized. Lineage: Eukaryota; Viridiplantae; Streptophyta; Magnoliopsida; Fabales; Fabaceae. Gene Ontology annotation, biological process: protein phosphorylation. The record is from RefSeq and is a predicted model, not a curated record. Bases 63 to 2153 code for a protein of 696 amino acids. Gene Ontology annotation, molecular function: protein kinase activity; ATP binding. The transcript is spliced from 16 exons.